GUAAUUGAUUGAAGAUAUUGAAGCAAAUAAACACAAUAACCUUUUUGGUACCCCAUUUAUCCAAACAAUGAAUGUGCCCAAAACUUGUGGAGAAAAUUUCCAUCAAUUAGUACCUUCAUUUAUAAGUUUCAAUUAUACAAAUGCACAUGCUAAUUAUCUUGUAAAACCAGUAAAAUUUGCUAAUAGAAGAAAGAAAAUGCAAAGCUUAGGAGUGAGAGCAAGUAGUGGUGGAGAGAAACAGAGUGAAAGGCGUAGUUUUUUGACACUAGAAGAAGCUGGCCUUGUUGAACUGUCCGGCCUCAGUACUCAUGAACGUUUUCUAUGUCGAUUGACGAUUUCAUCACUAAAUUUAUUAAGAGUGAUAGCAGAACAAGAAGGUUGUUCAAUAGAGGAACUGAAUGCUGGAAGGGUAUGUGAUUGGUUCUUGAAAGAUAAGCUAAAAAGAGAACAAAAUUUGGAUUCUGCUGUCCUUCAGUGGGAUGAUUCUGAUUUCCACCUAUAAUUCUUAGCCUUUUUCUCCCUCUAUUUUGAUAAUUGUGUUCACUAUGGCUCCUAUUGAAAGGAAUUAAAGUAUAAAAAUAAAGAAAGAUGUCUUCUUUAUUAUAAGCUUUAUCUCCUUGGUGCAUGAAACUUGAGAAAAUUGAAGGAAAGAUGUUUUUAAGUCUUGAAUAAAGUAUUGGUGACAUUGACCAA
This is a messenger RNA of Capsicum annuum, 693 nucleotides long. RefSeq lists its product as uncharacterized. The transcript is spliced from 2 exons. NCBI's taxonomy places the organism in Eukaryota, Viridiplantae, Streptophyta, Magnoliopsida, Solanales, Solanaceae. The coding region runs from base 68 to 502 and encodes 144 amino acids. The record is from RefSeq and is a predicted model, not a curated record.